Salarias fasciatus (jewelled blenny) is the source of this 944-nucleotide messenger RNA. RefSeq names its product mediator of RNA polymerase II transcription subunit 28-like. The record is from RefSeq and is a predicted model, not a curated record. Bases 23 to 565 code for a protein of 180 amino acids. Gene Ontology annotation, cellular component: mediator complex. Lineage: Eukaryota; Metazoa; Chordata; Actinopteri; Blenniiformes; Blenniidae. The transcript has 4 exons.
CGUCGAGCCUGAACAGACCAAGAUGGCCUCGUCCAUGGGUGGAAUGUUUCCAGGCCAGCAGCCGCCGGGUCCUCAUCCUGUUGGGGGUCCAAGUGGACCGGGCCAACCCGGUUUCCCCGGCAGUGCUCCUAGAGCCCCGGGAAACAACACGCUGGUGGAUGAACUGGAGGCUUCCUUUGAGGCGUGUUUUGCCUCCUUGGUAAGCCAAGAUUAUGUGAAUGGAACAGAUCAGGAGGAGAUCCGAACAGGUGUGGAUCAGUGCAUUCAGAAAUUUCUGGAUGUGGCUCGGCAGACAGAGUGCUUCUUCCUACAAAAAAGGCUCCAGCUGUCGGUGCAGAAACCAGAGCAGGUUGUGAAAGAGGAUGUGUCAGAGUUGCGUAAUGAGCUCCAAAGGAAGGAAUUGCUGGUUCAGAAGCACUUGACCAAGCUGCACCACUGGCAGCAAGUGCUGGAGGACGUGAGCGUUCAACAUCGCAAGCCCAGCGACCUCCCUCCUCCCGGGCCGCUGGCCUUUCUAGAGCAGGCCUCUGCCAGUCUGCCCCCUGCGCCUCUGAAGCCCAACUAAUGACUCAGUGGUCAUGGUCAUGUCAGCAGACCUCAACGUACAGAGCUUGACAGCUGUGAGGAGUUAGUACUGGAAUAAUGGAGUAGCACAUCAUGCUCGUGAACAUAUGUGAAGUUCAAGAUUUAGACGACGCCUGAACUGGGAGUGUGUCGCUAAAACAUUGAACGCUCGAUCGGACUCAAGUCAUGGCUUCAUUGGAAGUGAAACACUUUACACGCGCCUGCCAAAUACCUGUUACAAAACUGAGAAAAUGUUUCCUGCCGCUACCACGAUAUGGGGAAAAUGCCAUUUGUUUUUUUGUUCCAGGAUUUGGAUUUAUGUACAUAUUUCUACUGGGUUUUUGUGGUUUAUUUUUUAAUUAAAAAAAUAAUAGUGUGUA